CUAAAUACAAAAUAAAAAGGACUCCAUAAAAUAUUUAACGAACAGAAACCAGGACCCAAAUCGGAUUCUCCAACCUCCACUUGAAUAACUUUUCAUCUUUAAAGCAUAAAAUGAAACAAAGACAACUUAAUGCUUUACAUAUCUGGUCGCAGUCACUGCAGACAGCUUCUAAAAGUCCAGGAUGGGAAUUUGUGCGACCUUUUCAGGGUCAGCUAAAAAUGUAAUUAGUGUGUUUAUAAAACAGAUUAUACAGUUUUUCUUUUUUUCAAACUAGGAUAAAAGGUCAGAUUCAGUGGAUUAUGUCCUGAACUAUUAUCAACUUAUUGGCUUAUUUAACAAUUUUUUAUCCACACAUUAUUAAUAUUUCUGUAAUAAGUCUGGAAAUGAAGCAGAAACAGAAGGAGAAGAAUUUGACACAAAAAUAUUUAUCUAAAGAACACAGCAUAUGCAGCACUGAGAGAUCAAGCCCUCAUUUUUUAUUUUCUUCCAAGCAGCCAAACAUGAAUCCAGUCUUUUAAAGUGGUCGUCAGAGUUUCCUUUAUGGCUGCAUGUUCCCUCAUGUUCAGUCCAACAAUCAACCAUUUUCAGGGGAUUAUUUCCUGUUAGGUUACCUCUAACCUACACAUCAUUCAGGAAUAAAAACGGAUGAACAGUACUUUAUUGACACAGAAGAGGAGAUUUAGCAAAGAACCAAUUUUAAGAUGGGUCUUUAGCCUCUUUAUUAGCAGCUGCUUUUUACAUGUGCAAUGUGGCUCACCACCCAGGACGGCAUUACCUGGGGGCAGCAUCAACACUACAACAAAAGUGAUCUGUUAGUGUCAUCCCAAAUACGUUUUCGAUCUUUCAUUUGAAUGUCCAGUGCAUGUUUUAUACACUGUAAGAAAAUGAAGUUGAGUGCGACUAGCUAAUGGUGCUGAAUUAAAGGGCCCCAGUGUUUUAUAAGGAAAUCAAGAGUGCAUUUGAGAAUCUCCAGAAGUCAAACCUGGACAGAGAUUCUUGAAAACACAGUUUGAGAUUCAUAGAACAUCUAUUCUAUUCUGUGUGAGCUGUUUUAAUGUGUUUAUUAAUAUUUGGACCACAAUAGAUUGAGAGAAACAUGAAGAGCAGCAUGUAUAAACUGGUCCAACCAUGUAGAAGGUUGCAUAAGAAGGAGCUCACUCAUCAUUCAUCAUUCAUACAUGAACAGCAGCCUGUCAAAGGAUUCAAUUGAACCCUUUGAAAAAAGAGCAGAGAAAACAGAAAUUUAACUCAUGCAGAUGAUGCAUCUCUCCGGUCCUGUUUUAGAACUUUGAUGAAUGUGUUCCUGUUUCUGUUACUCUUCAUCUGCUGUCAGGAGUGUUUUAGUGUCCUUCUCUGAAAAGGACUCUAGUGUUCUGGAGUCCUUUUCUUAGAUUUUAGUUAAGGCAGCACUACACAUUCUUUCCAGACUGAGAAGAACUGAAACUGAGUAAAAAAGCAACCAAAGUCCAAAGUAAUAACUGUCCUUCAGAAAGCCUGUUGAUGAGCACUUUUAAAAAACACGGGCAACUGUGGAUCAGAGGACUGGAUAUUCAGAAAGAAUCUGUACUAAACUGCUGUUUGCUUCAUGUUUGGUAUUAAAUUGUGAAAAUUUAACAUCAAAUGUUACCAUUUCAUAGGUUUAACUAAAUUAUUCAGAUCCGUUUUCCUUUUGGACUUUGUGAACAGGGCGUUUCACCUCUAUGAGCUCCAGGAAACUAAAACUGUCCCACUUUGUUUCAGUACUUCUUUAAAUCUGAGGAAGUUUGCAUCUUUUAAAAUACCUGCAGAACCAAGGACCUGGAAUCUGCACUAAUUAAACCCAAUCAGCGCGGUUUGUUGUCAUUAUUAUGGGAUGUUGCUGAUGUUGACUGUGGGAGAUAGUCUCUUUCUGUGGGAGUGGUCUCCUCCAGGUCACAUGGUCCGGGCCUUUGUUGAUGUGAUCCGGGGGAGAAAGAACAGGAGCACGGAGAAAAAAAGAAAGAAAAGUACCGGCCCGACCCACCGAACCUUUCCUUCCAGCUUCCCCGGCGCACAGACGGUCCUGCUCGGCCUGGAUGCUGCAGCUGCAGCCCCUCCGGAGCUCCACCUGGAUCGGUUGUUCCGCGGCGCCCCGCGGUCGCUUCUUUUCCCCGCCGGUUUGAGCGCUUGGCAGCGGGGGCUGGGGGAUGGAGGCUGUGUCCGGGCAGUGAGGUGUGGGGGUCGGUGUGCGUGCAGCCCCCCAGGCCCUUUGCUGCUUUGUUAUCCCGGGCUGCGAUUUAAAGCCCUCCUCCCGGCUUUCUCCUCGGCUUUUCCAGCCUGUUUCUUACUGGACGUGUUUCUCCUGGAAGCCCAGAGGAGUUUUGGGAGAACACAUGGACACAAAGAGGAUUUAGGGAUUUUAUUCUUUGGCUGAUCUCUCCUUGCAUUGAGGAUUUUUUUUGAGAAGACGCCAGAAAAACACUGAUACUUUCUUUUCGCCCAUUCUGUAAAACCUCCUCCAUUCAUCUACAUUUAUCCCUCAGUCUAUUCCUCCACUCCUCUCUGCCUCCCUCUGUCCGUCCAUCAUGGCUCCUCUGCACCGGGUCUCCUGGUUCUGCUGCCUGCUGGUCCUGCUGGGUCUUCCCGCAGCCCGGAGCUCGUUCCCCCGUAGCGGAGGCGGUGGCGGCGCGGACUGCGGCCCCGGGAAGGCCUCAGAGUGUCCAGAUUUGUCAGACAAGAAGAGCGACCUGCGCGUGUGCGAUGCUGGAACGUGUCGUUUCGGAGGAACCUGCCGCGAGAACGGAGCCGACAUCAAGUGUGUGUGCCAGUUCCACUGCAAUAAGAAGUACGUCCCCGUGUGCGGCUCCAAUGGAGACACGUACCAGAACGAGUGCUUCCUCAGGAGAGCUGCCUGCAAGAAGCAGAGAGCCAUCAGCAUUGUUUCAGACGGAGCCUGUUACCACGAUGGAGGUUCUGGAUCUGCAGAUGGAGAUGAUGAAGGUUCUGGUCGUGGAAAAAAGGCCUCCAAAUGUGGAAACUGCAAGUUUGGAGCCGAAUGUGAUGAAGACUCUGAGGACUUACUCUGCAUGUGUAACAUCGUGUGCAACGGCCACAACGACAACCCGGUGUGCGGCAGCGACGGCAUCACCUACGACACGCCGUGCCACGUCCGCGAGGCUUCCUGCCUCAAACAGCUCAAGAUCGACAUCAAACACGUCGGACGGUGCCAAGAUAAAAGCAGGAAAGACGACGGCUUAAAGGGGAAACCAGACAUUUACACUGUGUCCAAGCCUGACGAGGGCAACGAUAUUUUGGACAGUGCUCUGCCUUGUCCUGAAGACUACGCUCAGUUCUGUGAACACGGCCAGUGUGAGAUGAGACAUAACCUGCCCACCUGCAGGUGUGAAGCUGCGUACGGCGGCCCUCAGUGCGACCAGCUGCUGGACUUUAACAUCCUGUACGUGGUGCCAAGCGGCCAGAAGCUGCACUACGUCCUCAUCGCAGCCAUCAUCGGAGCAGUCCAGAUCGCUGUCAUUGUUGCUGUGGUGAUGUGCUUCACCAGGAGGUGCAACAAGUCGAAGCGUGGUCGCAGACAGAAGCAGCAUCUGGGCCACUUCCCGUCAGGAACCUCCUCUCGGAUGAUGUAGCCAUCAUCCUUUUAUUCCUCCUCAUGUUUUUAUAUAAAAAUCCAACCAGUCCAGUUUUCGUACUACGCAGACAGACUGCAGUUUUAUAUCGACUUCCUGGUGCCUCUUUUAUUAUUUCCCCUCUUUUUUAUUGUAUAUGAUUUGUGAUUUUUUAAAGGGGCCUUAUUUGUCAGAUUUCCCUUCACGUUUUCCUGUUGUUGUUUCUGUCCAGCUGCUUUCGAGCUUCGAACACUGUGGAUUCAACAGGAAGCUGAAACUUUAUUAAUCUGAUUGUAUCGUCACUGCGGCGUCAUCAUCAAACUGGCGUCGUGCAGGUUGUGUUUUAGUUUAUGCCCUGUGGGACGCACGCUGACACUGUUUUACUGGUUUGCUUUGGUUUUACCUUUAGAAUCGUGUGUCAAACUGUUUAUGUGGCCUAGAAAAUGCAACACAGUAAAGUAAAAUCUGAAAUAUGCUGGAUGAUUGUGCUUGAAAUUUUCUUUUCUAGAUCUGUGUUGCUGAUUUUGUUGUUGUGACUUUCUCAGCCAGUGUUUCCAUGUUUUACUGCUGCUGAACUGUUCCGGAGAUUUUACUUUCCAACAUGUAUGGCUGAGAAACUGUUUAAUUACUUGGAAAAUCAAUGUUUUCAGCUUUGAUAGCAUCAUAUCUUAUAUAAAUAAGAAAAAUACUCUUCACCUUAUUAGAUCAGGCUGGUACCGAUUACCAGAGAUCUGACUGAGCAGUUUGGAUUUUUUAAGGACAAUGCCCCAUGAAAGAGAAAAGGUUGACAGAUGUAGACAUUUUAAAUCCAACUGAAAAUUAUUCAAUUUAAAGUCUCUCCAUUUAUGGACCAAAGCAUAUGACCCUAACAUUUAUUUAUUACUAAACUCAAAAAAUGUGCGUCAAAGCCAAUGUUGUUAAAAAAACGCAUUCAAAGUGGUGGCAGUUCUUAGAUAUUAAACAUUAAAUGAACAGGGAAAACUUUGAUUUUUCAGUUUUUUGCCUGCUGAUCAUGAAAUCAGGAAAAUAACUGGUUCUGAUCUCUGACUACUUGAUUGGUACAUCCUUACUGCAUGUCAAGUAGUAAAAAGAGAUCUAUAUUAAAAACUAGUUUCAUUAACAUUCAUGAAAUGUAAACCCUAUAACUUCAGGUCAACUCAUUUCGGAUCUGCUCUGCCUUCUGAUCUGAUACAAACUGCACUGAUAUAGGCGUGGGCCAGUAUGAACAGCUAUGAUCAAUUUAAGUGAAAAUACCACAGUUUCACGGUUUACCACCUUGUUCUUUACAGACGGAUCGAAGUCGAACACCCUGAUGUUAGCUGGGCGGUUAGUCUCCAUCACCUCAGGAAGAGCCUGCAGUCAGCUGCUUACAGGGAUGCUGCUUGUUGCUUCCCAGCUGUAGAGUCGACACGGUGAUACCUUCAUAACAGUAGCCAUGUAGUCUGUUUUUUUUUCUGUCUUUAUCAUAAGGAUGGUAAAGUGUGGUAGACUUCUUUCAGCCAGCUGAUCAGCAAUGCACAGUAACAGGUGGGGAAGGGGCAGAUAUUACAGCUAUAUUACAUACAACCAGUCGAUCCACCAUAUUAACCACAGCAACCAGUCCAUGCCUGGUUUGUUGGCAUCAACUCUGGUGUCAAAGCUUUUUUAUUUUGGACCGGCUUCAGCAGAAUCUUGUGCUGCUGAACUCUCAGGAACAGAAAUUGUCCUAAAUGGAUAUGAAACUUGGUUUUCAGAUGAAUGUGACAGAUUGUGUUGUUAAGAGAAUAAAGGAGAGCGGUUCUUUUAUUCUUACUCAGAGCUGUUAUGAGCAGCAGCUAAAUGCUCUCAUUUGGUUUUUGUCUACUAAUGGUUUUAUGUCUGAUGGAAUUUAAAAUGACAAUAUUAUUCUUCUGGACAGUAACAUAAUGUUUUUGCUCCAUAUUUAAAACAUUUCCUUUCAAAUUCAUAAUAAUUAUUUAUUUUGUAGCUAAAAUUAAAGUGACAAAAUCUUGUGACAAUUCUUUCCUGUAAAUCACUUCUGUUUGACUCAACUUUUUGUCCCAAGCAUGUUGUAAAGCCUUAAAUCUCCAGGGGGCGCUCUCCAUCUGGACUCCAGGAUGAACCGGGACCAAAAGCCCCCUCUGCUGUUUGUUUUCUGUUUUGUUGCGUCUCACAGGGUCAAAAAUAGAAAAUUUGACAUUUAACGUGACUUUAUGUUCUUUGUUCUGUGUUUGUUAUGAUGAGAUGCACCUGAAAACCAAAAUGCUGUUUUUUCUACUGCUUAGGAAUUAAUGAGGUACAAGCUGACAUGUACAGGUUAUUAUUAUUAUUAUUAUUAUUAUAAUUGUUGCUUAAUUCUCAGAUGACACCAUUCCGGAAAUGGAUAAGGAUGUUUUUGUGUGUGUUUGAACCAGCCGAGGAUAAUUUAAAAUGUUUUUUUUUCAUAUUAAAAUUUGUAAUGAUGGUACGAAGUGUCUGAUUUAUUGUGGUAGGAAGAGUAGAUCGAUAAGCUGGCCAGAGGUUCCUUCAUGUCUUGCUGACCUGAGAUCAGAUGUUCUCUGGGUUGUGGCUCCCGCAGGAACUCGGCCUGAUUUUACUGUAGAUGUUGCGUCCUGCAUGAACCAGUGAAGCUGUUUAGACUGUGCUGUUGCUGAACUAGAAUUAAAUUAUGAUGUUUGAA
Molecule: messenger RNA, 6243 nt
Organism: Girardinichthys multiradiatus
Lineage: Eukaryota; Metazoa; Chordata; Actinopteri; Cyprinodontiformes; Goodeidae
Product: tomoregulin-1-like
Exons: 10
Coding region: 2544-3605 (353 amino acids)
Molecular function (GO): protein binding
Source: RefSeq, a predicted model, not a curated record